UCCUUUCGCUAUUUAAGUGUUCAAUAUUUAUAAACAUCAACACGUGCAAAAGCUGUCAAAGUCAAAUAAUUUACAAAGUUUGAUUUGUUAAGAACUAUCUAUAAUAAUGAGCGGGCUAAUAGGUGCCGAUGAACAGAAUGUGAGAAAUAUGAAAGAUUUUCUGGAGUUAUAUAAUAAGCUGACAGAAAUGUGUUUUCAACGCUGUAUCACAAAUUUUAAUAACAGGGGUCUUUCAACGGAUGAGAAUUCUUGUGUUGGUGGUUGUGUGGACAGGUAUGUUAAGUUUAAUCAGCGUCUAAUGUUGACAUUCAUGGAAUUUCAAAAUGCUAAACAAGAGGCUACAGUAAAAGAAUUAGAGAAAGCUGCUGCUGAAGGAAGGACUCCAAACAUUCCAGGUAUCGCACAGGAAAUGGCUUCACAAGCCGGCACUACUCUACCUGUUUCAGGGAGUCCCCCAACUCAAGAUGUUCAGUCUUGAUAGAAAACUUAUCUGUGUGCUUGAAGCACUUGUGAUAUUCAAAGACUUUGACAGCGUAGGAUAGUGUGGAUUGUGACAGAAGCAGGUGCACAGCCUAUACUAUGUAAGGGAAAAUACUCUUAAUAGUUUAAGAAAAAUAUGAAUCAUGGAUUGUCUCCCUUUGUACAGAAAAACUGUUCAUGCUCAGAUGUGGAUGAUUUUUUUCUGGAUAAUCAUAGUGUUAUUCAAUUUAUGGUAAAUUAUGUUAUAUUAUAUGUUUAUUGUUUUUGAUACUAGAAUUGUUAUUUGAAGGGUCUUUGUGGAAGACCCUGCAAUAUGUCAGCACAGUGUUUACACUGCUGACUAUUUAUAUAAAUGUAUAGUUUAUAUUUUUGUCAUAGACUUUUCAUAAAUUAUGUGAUAGAUGUUCCUUGUAACAAAUGUCCUGGAAACGACUUCAUUUGUGCCAUAAACAGUCUGUGUAAAUUGGCAUGUUUAGAUAUUUCUAUUUGACUCUGUGCGUAAAGGUCAUUUUAAUUAAAAUGGAUUUUAACUCAAGAGAUACAGUCUUAUUAUAAUCCUGUGUGUUGGUU
Messenger RNA from Ruditapes philippinarum (Manila clam), 1050 nucleotides. RefSeq names its product mitochondrial import inner membrane translocase subunit Tim9-like. Gene Ontology annotation, cellular component: mitochondrial intermembrane space chaperone complex. The coding region runs from base 107 to 478 and encodes 123 amino acids. NCBI's taxonomy places the organism in Eukaryota, Metazoa, Mollusca, Bivalvia, Venerida, Veneridae. The record is from RefSeq and is a predicted model, not a curated record. The transcript has 3 exons.